AUUUCAAAACACUGCAGUGUAAUAAUUCCGCACGAGUUUUUCGUUCAUCGAAUUGAUAUUACGAUUAAAAUAAAACUUUUGCGUAUUUAAAACGCUAAAUUGCUGUGAAAAAUCGCGAGAAACAUCCAGAUAUCUGUUCCAGUAGAACUACUUUGCUGAAGAAACCCAUCUUCGACGUAGACCAAGUUACACCUUUAUCGAAAAUGCCGGACUUGACCGAAGUAGAAACAACCCUUCCCGUCGCCGACGAACACAAAGUUGACGAUGACUCAGCCACAGAUAGCGAUUCGGAUCACACAAUGCCUGAUUUAGAAGAUGGCACGGCUACCAGACCUGCUAAUGCGAAUACAAACAACGAAAUGCUUUCGUCGGUAACCGGCCUACCAAUUGAUAUGGUCAGCAAAGCCAAACAAUCCAGAGGCGAGAAGAAAGCUAGAAAAAUUAUGUCGAAAUUGGGCUUAAAGCAGAUUCUAGGUGUUAACAGGGUAACAAUUCGUAAAUCGAAGAAUAUCUUAUUUGUUAUAAACAAACCAGACGUUUACAAAAAUCCUGCCUCCGAUACCUAUAUCAUAUUUGGCGAAGCCAAAAUCGAAGAUUUAAGUCAGCAAGCUCAGGUAGCUGCCGCUGAGAAAUUCAAAAACCCCGAUUCCUCAAUUAGCACUACCGUCAACGCGGAUAUUAAAGGUAAUACUGCUGUAGGCGCUUCAGUGAAAGAAGAUUCAGACGAUGGCGAGGAAGUCGAUGAUACUGGUAUCGAAGAGAAAGAUAUUCAAUUAGUUAUGUCUCAAGCUGAAGUUGGUCGAAAACGUGCCAUUAAAGCAUUACGAAACAACGCCUACGAUAUCGUAAAUGCGAUUAUGGAACUUACUAUGUAAAUUAAAACUGUACUAUUGAUAUAUUUAUAUUACAAAAUUAAUCUCCCUGUUGAAAAUAACAUUCGUCUGUUGAUUUUUUUCCCCCUCUCUGUUAUAUAAUAUUACAAUAUUUUGUAAUCUGCUGUAUGACUGUAAUUUCAAAAUGUAUUUAUUUUUCUCAGUAGUUGAAAUUUGUUUACAAUCGGAAAAAGUUAUCUUAUGAUUUUGUAAGCAUGCAUUCAAAUAAAUACGAGUUCAACUUUUUACUUCCAUUUUGCGAUCUCAAUCAAUUCAACGUGAAGAUGCAUUCGUUUAAAUUUAUGUCUGUGUAAUUUCUAAGAAGAGAGUUAUGCAGUUUUUGUUUGAUACUAGUUAUGAUACGAAUAAACCAUUAAUUAUG
Molecule: messenger RNA, 1254 nt
Organism: Planococcus citri (citrus mealybug)
Lineage: Eukaryota; Metazoa; Arthropoda; Insecta; Hemiptera; Pseudococcidae
Gene: Nacalpha
Product: nascent polypeptide associated complex protein alpha subunit
Exons: 3
Coding region: 204-875 (223 amino acids)
Biological process (GO): protein targeting to membrane
Cellular component (GO): nascent polypeptide-associated complex; cytoplasm
Source: RefSeq, a predicted model, not a curated record